AUGCUUCAAAAAGGCUAUAAGAAAAAUCGCCCUCGUCAGGGCGACAAUGCUAUAAGAAAAAUCGCCCUCGUCAGGGCAAAUCACAACCGCCCGCGUCAGGGCGAAUCACAACGUCUUCAGAUCCUCCAGUGGACUUGUCAGGGUGAAUCACAACGUCUUCAGAUCCUCCAGUGGAAGGGGCGAAUCACAACGUCUUCAGAUCCUCCAGUGGAAUGCUUUAGGAAUGUCUCCGGACAAAUAAAUCCAAGUAGAGAAAAUCCUACAAACCUAGGAUGUUACACCCUGUACAAUCUACCUAAAUACCGGCAAGUUGCAAGUGGAAUUCUAACUGGAGUAAAAGAAGGCCUCGCCUCACUCUACGAUCUAAUCAAGGGAACUGAAAAGAAACGCGACGCCCUUCGCAACACUGCUGAUCAGACUGGAAGAACAAACGCCCUUCGCAACACUGCUGAUCUGACUGGAAGAACGGUCGCCCUUGGCAACACUGCUGAUCAGACUGGAGAAACGGAAGACGUACAAGCCUGGAGACGACAAUCAGCUGUCCUAAGGCAAGCCAUCUUACAAGCUAAACGGAUUUCCUUUGACAACUUCGAGUCAAAUAUCAACUAUCAAAGUGAUAACCAACGCGCUUUCAAAUUUCUGGGUAACGUCCAAAACAACAGAGAAAGACCCAAGAAAGAACGAAAACAUUUCAAAAAACAAACGGCUUACCACUGGCACCGAAAUAGCUAA
Messenger RNA from Rodentolepis nana, 732 nucleotides. NCBI's taxonomy places the organism in Eukaryota, Metazoa, Platyhelminthes, Cestoda, Cyclophyllidea, Hymenolepididae. The record is from the annotation of a GenBank genome assembly.